Molecule: messenger RNA, 525 nt
Organism: Artibeus jamaicensis (Jamaican fruit-eating bat)
Lineage: Eukaryota; Metazoa; Chordata; Mammalia; Chiroptera; Phyllostomidae
Product: ubiquitin-conjugating enzyme E2 N-like
Exons: 1
Coding region: 1-525 (174 amino acids)
Source: RefSeq, a predicted model, not a curated record
AUGGCCAGGCUGCUCCAUGGGAUUACCAAGGAAACCCAGCGUUUGCUGGCAGAACCAGUUCCUGGCAUUAAAGCAGAACCAGAUGGGAGCAAUGCUGGUCAUUUUCAUGGGGUCAUUGCUGGCCCCCAGGAUUCCCCCUUUGAGGGAGGGGCUUUUAAACUUGAACUAUUUCUUCUAGAAACAUACCCAAUGGCAGUGCCUAAAGUGCACUUCAUGACCGAAAUGGAUCAUCCUACUAGAGACAAGGUGGGAAGCAUAUGUGUAGAUAUUUUGAAAGGUAAGUGGUCCCCGCCGCUGCAGAUCCGCACAGUUCUGCCCUCCAGCCAGGCUUUGGGAAGUGCUCCCAGUCCAGACGGUCCUUCAGCACGUGAGGCAGCAGAGGAGUGGGAGGCCAAUGAAGCCCAAGCCGUGGAAACAGCUGGAGCCUGGGCCAGGCCAUGUGCCAUGAAUAAUAUUUCCAUCCAUCUGAUCAUCGAGUGUACAUCACUUCUGCUGUUCUGCCAAGACUUUUUCCUUUUCUGUUGA